AUGGCGCUCUCUCGCGCCCAAAAGAAGCAGGCUGCGGCGCAGAAGGCCGCCGCAACGAAACAUCACAAGCGCGCUGCCAAGGCUCGGCUGCUGGGCGAUCAGCACGAGGUGAUCGAUGCUCUCAACACUUCGCUCACCCCACGCGUCAAGGCGCGCACCGAAGCCAAUUUCGUGCGCAUCCUCACCUUCCUGUCGCACUACACCUCCGAGAUCCUCAAGAUCGACGUCGAGGAGGCCGAGAAGCGUCUCCUCACCGCCAAGGUUUCGAUCGGCGUGCUGCGCCAGGGCUUCGCCGCGUACGCCCUGCUCGGCGGCGGCGGCCGCCUCUCUGCGCUGAUCAAUGGCUCGAGCACGGGUGUCAAUGGCGGAUACGGCCUGGAGAAGCUCGAUCCCAGCGAGCAAGCCCGCGCAGACCGCAUGGCGCGCAUGCUGCACGUCGCUCGCCACCACCAGCGCCCUGGCUCGCAUGUCGCGGAUGAGGAGCUGAUCAAGGAUCUGCCUCGUCCUGGGCCAGACGAUCGGCCCAUGACCUUUGAAGGCCUGAUCGGUGUCGUCAAAGCCUUCUUCAGCGGAGUGCGCCGCCGGGCCCAGGCCGCCUACGACCCUUCGACGAUGGCAGGCGACGUCUCCUCCUCGUCGUCGUCCAAGAAGUCGUCGUCGACACCCUAUGCCGACAACGAGCCGUACCAGACGACCUGCUGGGCGCGGCUCUUGGAGAACCAGGGACUCCUGACCAUGGCAAAGCGUCGCAAACACAUCUUGACGCCGGCCGAGAUCGAGGCGGUGCUUGCGACGCUGUGGAGGGUGCAGGUGCCGACGAUCGAACGCAUCUGCAUGCUGUUUGUCGUCACGCUGCUAGAGGCCACUGGCCUGCGUCCCGGAGAGCUCUUUCGCUACGACCACUACACCGACGAGCGACCCUCGGAGGAGCGCACGUCUGCCUUCCUCUGGUCCGACGUAAAGCUCAUCUACUGCGGCAGGUACGUUUGCGCCCGUACCCAACGUACCGGUGACGCCGACGACGGUGCCGGCCCUUCCACCCCCCGUACCGCCCUUUCCACAGAGCCGCGCUUCCGACUCGAGAUCGAGUGGAAGUUUGGCAAGGGCCGGAUGGCGGGCGAGAUCAUCCCUACGUCGAUCACCUCGCAGAAGGCCGAGACGUCGCAUCACUGUGCAGUCCGUUGGAUCCUGGUGCUCGCCCAAUGGCUCGACGUCUUUGAGCCACAGACCGACAAGGCGAUCCGCGACAUGGUCUACGAUCCGUCCAGCACCGCCCUCGCCCCCAACACUCUCCUUCGCAUCAAGAAGGCCUGGAAGGACGUGCCAGUGCUGCUAGCCGAUCGAUCGAGCUUCUACGACCAAGACACAAAGCUCAACAAUGCUCACAACAUGCGCCUUGUGGCCAUGUCGAGUCGAGACGCUGCCACUUGCCUCCAGCAGAUCGCCAAGCUGCUCGGCUGGGACUCUCUGGCCCCGUACGACUUUCGCCGAACCUUUGCAACCCUGGCGAAAAACAGCGUCUCCCAGGAGCAGCUUCGGCUGUUGAUGGGCCACCGACACGCCAACUCGCGUGUCGUCGAGACGGUGUAUCUUGCCGACCAUGUGCCCAUCGACCAGGCCGCAUUUGCAGCGGGGGGUCGCAACAUCGACCAGCUGUACUCCAAGGAAGCUCGCGAGGCAGCUGGUCGCUCCUUCGGCAUUGCAGCACCAGCAGCGUCGACCACGGUGCUGGCCAAUCCCCACGUCGCCAAGUCGCUUCCGGUGGUGCGCAAGCUGCGAGAAGCCGUCAUGUCCGACCAGCUGCUUGCGUGCAAGGUGCCGCGCCUCGCAAUCGACCUGAUCAACGACGACGGAUGGAAGGAGCACCUGUCCAGCGAGCAGGUCAGCCUCGUUGAGCGCCUGCAGGAGGCGGAGACCGACUUUCUCUCUGCCUACGGCUGGGCCACGGGACAUGUCGCCAAUCCUACGCACGCCACCGUCGCAUCGUCGUCGUCGUUGACGCUGGUGCCCUCAGCCCCUCUCGGCGCCAAAGGCGGCGGCCAUUUGUCGUCAUCCUCCGCCUCUCUUGCCGCCGCCGCCGCUGCCGAACGUGGCCCUCCUACCCCUCCUACCCCUCCUACCCCUUCUACCUCUCCUGCUGCUUCUGACGCCACGGACGAUACUCUGUCCUCCGACCCGUCCUGCGCCAAUUACUUUUCGGCGGACGAUAUCACGGGCCAGCAGUGGAUCAACGAGUUGCUGCAGGUCAACCGCAGCCCUGUCGAGAACAUGACGCACGCUGAGUUCUUCAACUUUGUAGGCAGCUACCUCGCCGUCGCCGAGACCGAGCGGCAAGGGCUGUGUGCGAUCUGUCUCGAUCGGGAGCCUCGCGACGAGGUGGAAGCAUCCUACGCCGAGAUGGGCGAUUACCAGAACUCAGCCACGUGCUCCGAAAGAGGUCUAUGCAACGCAGGCCUGCCCAAGGCGCAGAGGUACGAGGCACUCAUCCUCUUUCACCGACAUCGCCAGGUGCCUGUGAUUGGCCUCGACGCGGCACAGCUUCGGAAGCUCUACCGACACGCCGUCAAGGACAAACCGAAGGCACAAGCCAUGACCGCGUCCGCAGCGACAAUGUCUCGUUGGCAACUCAUCGAGGCGGUGGUCGGCAUGUACGGCUCGCGUUGCGCACCCAACGGCAUCCUCAACGACGCCUCCGACUGGGACGUCGCAGCGCCGACCGCUCCGACGCCGCUGGGAGACGGGACCAACGUAGCGCCUGCCUCUUCCUCUUCGUCGUCGUCCGUCGGCGCGAUCGCCAAUAGAGCCGCCGUCGCAGCUUCCACCUCUGCAGCUGCACGCAGGUACUCCUGGGAGGCAGGCGCCGACACGACCAGGUACGAGGCAUCUCGUGCCGCCCUUCGCGCGGGCGUCAACCUCAGGAAAGAGUCGCCAAAGCCGUACGCCGACAUGAAAACCGGCGUCAUCGCCGACCUCAUCGCAAAGGCAAUGGCGAAGCCAGGCUGGGCGCCAUCGGACGUGUCUCCUCGUACGGGUCAGUACACUCCGCCCGCCCCGACGUCUGGCGAGAUCGAGGGCAUCACGCCUCUGUCGCUUCGAUGCCAGUCCCUUGACCCGCACCGGCAGGGUCUCCGAGGAAUCGGCCGACUGGCUUUGCUGCAUAAGCCGCACGCCUUUGCGAACCGCGCUCUCUUGCUGGUGCAUAUUGUCUCGCAUACCCAAGACAUCAACCCCGGCCUACGAUUCUGCUGGCUCUGCAUGACCUGGAUGGAAGGCGAGCCUGAGCAUCUGGACGAGUGCCGCAAGCGUCACUUUGCCGCCCAGCCUCGCCCGCUCACGUUUGAUGCUUACACGCUACAGCUUCGCCUGCCUGGAGCGCCACGAUCCGAGGCAUUCGGGACUGCCCGCCUCCCGUUCAGCAAUGCCCAAGGCGCCCCCCAAGAGCUUCGAGACUGGCUCAGGCAGCUCUUCGCUUCGCUGGUCGAGCAGGUAGAAGCCGGCAGAAGCAGCCCGCGCAAGGGCAAGCCAGCGCUCGUUCGAAGUAUACCGUACAGCUGCCCCGUGCUCGAAUGCCCAAAGGUCAUGAUUGGCCUCACUGCGACCCUCAAGCAUCUGGCACAGGUUCAUCGCUUUCCAGUCCUGUCGCGACAAGGUGUGACGAUCUUUGAUGGCAUCAAGCCCGACGAAAAGGUCCACCCACACAUCAGCUUUGCACAAGACGACACUCUUUUGCGGAUCAAGGACCAUUAUUGUCUGGUGACCGACGAAAGAUGA
This is a messenger RNA of Moesziomyces antarcticus, 3771 nucleotides long. RefSeq lists its product as uncharacterized. Gene Ontology annotation, molecular function: DNA binding. Bases 1 to 3771 code for a protein of 1256 amino acids. The transcript has a single exon. NCBI's taxonomy places the organism in Eukaryota, Fungi, Basidiomycota, Ustilaginomycetes, Ustilaginales, Ustilaginaceae. The record is from RefSeq and is a predicted model, not a curated record. Gene Ontology annotation, biological process: DNA recombination; DNA integration.